GUUGUCGGCACUGUGGGUGACGGAGUGGGGGGGUGCUAUGCGUCACGCAACAGGAGAUUGACGGAUCGAUUUCGGGGUAGCCCCCAACGGGAAGUUGCGAAGCGCCGGGCGCGUGUCCCGCUCUUCCGGCAUCCCCGCAGCGGAAGCACCCCCCUCCCCCCUUCUCGGGGUGCCCAGGGCUUUCCCCGGAAUGCCCGGGUCCAAUCCGAUACCGAGAUUCCUCCGGGCUUCGUUUUAAGGUCGACCGCGUGUCUUUAUCGCGACGCGGUUUGGGCAACGGCGAUUGAUUGCGGCGGCGGCGCUAUCGGGUCGGGGGAACGACGUGGCGGGGACCGGUGCCGGGCACGGAACUCCGGGAGCAUGCCAGUUUUUGUUCCCUUUGUUGCGAGGGGGACCUGCCCCUUGGAGGAGACCCUCGUGCCCACGUUUCUCCUGGCAACCCCUGUUUCUCCAUACCUCGAGUGUCACUAAAUUAUUUAGUGACUCUACUCGACACUGUGCUCGACUAGGGGAGGUACUAAUUAGUUGGACACGUCCUCUGAAGCCGACUCGGACAAGCACCGUGCUUCCCAGUUCUCUUUGGCGGCGUCCUGCCAGUGAACGCGGUGGGUGGGGAUGGUUCUGGCUGUGCACAGAAGCUUCGGAUGAUUAGAGCGGACGAGGUCACGUUGCAGACUCGGCACGAGUGCCCGUUUGAGGCACCGUCGCGGGAGGAGGCCAUGGCAGACACGCGCAAGCUGGGCAGCCUGCUGCACGAGAUGCACCGAGACCUGAAGUGCCGCCAGGGCUGCCCCUUCUACGGGAACCCUGAGUGGGACGGCUACUGCUCCAAGUGCUACAAGGAGCUCAGGGCCGCGCAGAGCGCCCUCGCGCCGCAAGCGCCGGCCAGCCCCAGGGGCGCCCCCUCAACUCGCAGGCUGUCACGCAGCGCCAGCGAAUCUCCCGAGGCCACCGGCGGGUCGCAGUCGGGGCUCGCCGAGCUGGCGCCUUUCUCCAGGUUUGCGGAGAAGAAGCGCCAGCAUGCGGAGAAGAGGACCAAGACUCUGCGCAACAUCAUGCGCAGGGCCAACACAGUGAAAGAGUCGCCCAGUACCCGGGAUGUGCAGCUGAGUAGCCUUGAGAGCAAUCCGGCGGCCAAGGAACUCAGGGACUUCCUGCACGGUCUCAAGGACUCGGCCGCCUCGGACGUCGUCAAGCAGAUCAGGGCGGCCGUGGACCGGAUCCACAAGAUGUCCCGGGACCGGACAAUAGACGAGCUGUCGGAGCUGGUGCAGGACUUCUACCAGAACAUGCAGGAGCGCUUUGAGAAGCACACUCACUACCAGGGGCUGGAGGGGGACCAGGUGGAGGUGCUGCUGGACCUGAUGGAAAACUACCUGAUGAGCCUGACCUACAAGACGGUCUUCGAGUUUAUCUCGACAGCCGACGAGGACAAGGACCUGGCCAUCCAGAAGCGCAUCCGCUCCCUCAGCUGGGUGGCCGCCCAGCACCUCGAGCUGGAGCUGGACGACCGCCAGCCCCCCGUCAGGGACAUCAUGGACCACGCCAUCACCGACAUGAUAGAGAUGGACUCUAAGCACAGCCCGAGGGAGAAGCUCGAGUGCGUGGUGCGGUGCAGCAAGCAGCUGUUCGAGGCCCUGCGGAUGGGGCCCCAGGGCCCACAGCCAGCCUCGGCCGACGAGUUCCUGCCGGCCAUGGUGUAUGUGGUGCUCAGGGCCAACCCGCCCCUGCUCCACUCCAACAUAAAGUAUGUCACCCGCUUCAGCGCCCCGAGCCGGCUCAUGAGCGGCGAGGCCGGCUACUACUUCACCAACCUGUGCUGCGCGGUGUCGUUCAUUGAGAACCUGACGGCGGACUCCCUGAACAUCCCGGCAGAGGAGUUUGAGCGCUAUGUGACGGGGGAGGCGGUGCCCCCCGGGGGAUACGAUCAGGGGGCCAGCGAGGGCCUGCGCGUCAUGUACUCGAACCUGGCCCUGCUCUCGGACCUCAGGCAGCGCCAGGAGCGCCUGGCUGCCAGCGCCAAGACCCUGCGCCACGAGAUACUCGGAUUUCAGGAGGCGGUCUCUCGGGAAGUGGAGGGCGUCGUAGCGCGCACCCCGCUGGAGCUGCGUCCUUACAAGAUCCCCGCCGACCUGGACGUGCGGUUCGUGCCGGCGUUCCUGCGCGACGCCACGAUGCGCGAGCUUGGCACCGACGGCCCACUGCUACAGCUGGAAAGCGAGGAGGACGCACCGAGGGACGCCGCCCCCGGCCGGGCCUUCGCGUGUCCCCCCGGGUGUCCCCCCGGAGAGGACAUGGAGACCACGGAUCCCUUGUCCCCGGACGUGGAGGCUUCCCUACCGCGCCCGCUCCAGCCGACCGUUGUGGCUUCGAUUGCCGCCGUCACGGAGACUACGACGGCGGAACUCGCAGCUACCGAGGCGGAGGCUAGGCUGCUUCCCACCCCCCCUACGGCGGGACCCAUGGUGGAAUGUGUGGACAGACAUUCCGAGGAAUGUGCAGACGGACACAUUGAGGAGUGCAUGACGGGACAUUUGGUGCAGCAAGCCUCAGAAUCGGCAGAGUGUGCCGUGCAGUCGUCGGAGCGAGACUCCACGGAAACGCCCAUGGUGACGAUCGCCACACGUCCUGCCGCCGCAAGCAUCGAGCAGCACGAACCUUUCCCAUGCAACUCGGAGGUGGACCUUGUCACCACGCUGUCGCAAUCGUUGAAUUCCGUAGGAGACAGAAGAAAAUUGUGAAUGCUCUAUCACAAACUGUACAUUUUAUUUUAACAUGCGAUAUUGCAUUGUGCCGUGUGUGCGUGUCUUGAGCCUACCGAACUCCAUUUUACUCUCGAACAAGUGCCAUUGUAGCCGUCACGAGGCACGCUUGUUUAGAACUUAGUAAAAAGGCCAGAAAACAACCUUGUGUAAAUAAAUGACUUGCUGCUUUGUCAGCAUGGAUGUA
This is a messenger RNA of Ixodes scapularis (black-legged tick), 2949 nucleotides long. RefSeq names its product rab5 GDP/GTP exchange factor (gene Rabex-5). Gene Ontology annotation, molecular function: DNA binding; small GTPase binding; guanyl-nucleotide exchange factor activity. The record is from RefSeq and is a predicted model, not a curated record. The transcript is spliced from 9 exons. NCBI's taxonomy places the organism in Eukaryota, Metazoa, Arthropoda, Arachnida, Ixodida, Ixodidae. Gene Ontology annotation, biological process: vesicle-mediated transport. Gene Ontology annotation, cellular component: endocytic vesicle; cytosol. Bases 645 to 2741 code for a protein of 698 amino acids.